Molecule: messenger RNA, 888 nt
Organism: Neltuma alba
Lineage: Eukaryota; Viridiplantae; Streptophyta; Magnoliopsida; Fabales; Fabaceae
Exons: 1
Coding region: 1-888 (295 amino acids)
Molecular function (GO): catalytic activity
Source: RefSeq, a predicted model, not a curated record
AUGAUUAACUCCUUUUUUGUGUGGAAUUGCCAAGGGGCAGCUUCGAGCAAGUUUUAUAGAGUACUAAAAUCCCUCUUACAAGGGUACAAGCCAGACAUUGUUGCUUUGGUUGAACCCCGAAUCUCAGGUGCCAAUGCGGAUCGGGUCAUUAGGAGAAUUGGCUACCCAAACUCGCACAGAGUAGAGGCAACUGGUUACUCGGGAGGAAUUUGGCUAUUAUGGCGUGCAAGCGUGACCUUACGUGUCUUAAUCAACCAUAAACAAUCCAUCCAUACCACUAUUGAAGAAGCAUCAGGGGGAAGUCCCAUUCUCUUCACUGCAAUAUACGACAGUCCCAACCCCUCACUUAGAGAGCAGCUUUGGAGAGACCUCUUGAAGAUCCAAGUAAGUGAGGCUGAACCUUGGCUCUUGGCUGGCGAUUUUAACGCCACAAUCAAUGAAGGAGACAGAACCGGGGGUACAAGCUGGAACCGAAUGGGCUACCAAAGGUUUAAAAAUUUUAUACAAGAUGCUGGGCUGGUGGAUCUGGGUUUCUCAGGCCCAAAAUACACAUGGCAGCGGGGUAGGCUUAUGGUAAGAUUGGACAGGGCCCUGGGCAACAGCAAGUGGUUAUCGGAUCAAGCCAACAUGGAGGUACUGCAUUUACCGAAGAUACAAAGUGACCAUAGGCCCCUUUUGAUAAAAUCUUCAGUGAUGAACCGCCAGGAUAGACCACCUUUCCGAUUCCUUGCAUCUUGGCUUCUCCAUCCUACUUUUACAGAAUGGUCCAGCGGGUUUUGGGCUCAAGAGCAUAGCCUGACGGAGAAGCUUCGUAGGUUCACCACUGAAGCCCAAACUUGGAACGCAGAAGUAUUCGGCGGCAUAGGUCAAAGCAAGCGUGAAUUGUGA